AUGGGCGCUACAUCAACAGUCUUAGGACAACAUUCAGAGAUCACGUUAGAUCCAAGUAUGGGUACUAUACUCUACCUAAGUGAAGAUAACGAGCCAUAUUGGGAUGUUUACCCUCCCCCUCCUCCACCUCAUGGGUGUAGAUCUGACUUUGGUGGUUCUAAAACAGGCUCAAAGAAGACUAAAUCCGAAGCUGAACUAUACCUUCUUCGAGAGAUUGAGGAUCCCUAUAUCGCCCCUGCUCAACUUUCCAGCAAUGGCGAAGAUCCUACGAUGCCCAUGCCUAGUAUUCCCCAUUCUCGUGCAUUCCUCGAAAGGAUCCCUGUACCCCUUUCGGAUGAUCAGGAGAUGAAAGUUUAUAGAUGUUCGUAUGGUGUUGGAAGUAUUGUGAGAAGUGAUGAGUCCGAGAAGUCCGUUGCUUCCCUAGCUCCUUCUGAUGUUUCAUCAAAAGACUGA
Molecule: messenger RNA, 453 nt
Organism: Kwoniella mangroviensis CBS 8507
Lineage: Eukaryota; Fungi; Basidiomycota; Tremellomycetes; Tremellales; Cryptococcaceae
Exons: 2
Coding region: 1-453 (150 amino acids)
Source: RefSeq, a predicted model, not a curated record